Molecule: messenger RNA, 1398 nt
Organism: Marmota flaviventris (yellow-bellied marmot)
Lineage: Eukaryota; Metazoa; Chordata; Mammalia; Rodentia; Sciuridae
Gene: Krt15
Product: keratin 15
Biological process (GO): epithelial cell differentiation; intermediate filament organization
Cellular component (GO): cytoskeleton
Molecular function (GO): structural molecule activity
Source: RefSeq, a predicted model, not a curated record
AUGGCCACCACGUUGCUGCAAACUUCUUCCUCCACCUUCGGGGGUGGCUCGACUCGAGGGGGCUCCCUCCGGGUUGGGGGAGGGGGCUUUGGUGGAGGGAGUCUCUAUGGUGGCGGUGGAAGCCGUAGUAUCUCGGCCUCUUCGGCCAGGUUUGUCUCCUCGGGGUCAGGAGGGGGAUAUGGGAGUGGCAUGAGCUGUGGCUUUGGUGGAGGGGCUGGUAGUGGUUUUGGUGGGGGUUUUGGUGGUGGCUUUGGUGGGGGUUUUGGCGGUGGCUUUGGUGGGGGUUUCGGUGGUGGCUUUGGUGACUUUGGUGGUGGCGAUGGUGGCCUCCUCUCUGGCAAUGAGAAGAUCACCAUGCAGAACCUCAACGACCGCCUGGCCUCCUACCUGGACAAGGUGCGCGCCCUGGAGGAGGCCAACACCGACCUGGAGGUGAAGAUCCGAGACUGGUACCAGAAGCAGAGCCCUGCCAGUCCGGAACGUGACUAUAGCCAUUACUUCAAGACCAUUGAAGAGAUCCGGGACAAAAUCCUGGCUGCCACCAUCGACAACUCCCGGGUCAUCCUGGAGAUUGACAAUGCCAGGCUGGCUGCAGACGACUUCAGACUCAAGUAUGAGAAUGAGCUGGCCCUGCGCCAGAGCGUGGAGGCCGACAUCAACGGCCUGCGCAAGGUGCUGGACGAGCUGACCCUGGCCAGGACUGACCUGGAGAUGCAGAUUGAAAGCCUGAACGAGGAGCUGGCCUACCUGAAGAAGAACCAUGAGGAGGAGAUGAAGGAGUUCAGCAGCCAGCUGGCCGGGCAGGUCAACGUGGAGAUGGACGCAGCACCCGGUGUGGACCUGACGCGCAUGCUGUCUGAGAUGAGGGAGCAGUACGAGGCCAUGGCGGAGAAGAACCGCCGGGAUGCUGAGGCCUGGUUCUUCAGCAAGACCGAGGAGCUGAACAAGGAGGUGGCCUCCAACACUGAAAUGAUCCAGACCAGCAAGACGGAGAUCACGGAGUUGAGGCGCACCAUGCAGGGGCUGGAGAUCGAGCUGCAGUCCCAGCUCAGCAUGAAAGCCGGACUGGAGAACUCAUUGGCGGAGAUCGAGUGCCGCUAUGCCACACAGCUACAGCAGAUCCAGGGGCUCAUCAGUGGCCUGGAGGCCCAGCUAAGUGAGCUCCGCUGUGAGAUGGAGGCUCAGAGCCAGGAGUACAACAUGUUGCUGGACAUCAAGACUCGGCUGGAGCAGGAGAUCGCUACCUACCGCAGCUUGCUUGAGGGCCAGGAUGCUAAGAUGGCGGGCGUUGGCAUCAGGGAAGCCUCCCUGGGAGGUGGUGGCAGCAGCAGUUUCCACAUCAAGGUAGAGGAGUCAGUGGAUGGAAAGGUGGUUUCCUCCCGAAAGAGAGAAGUCUAA